Branchiostoma floridae (Florida lancelet) is the source of this 949-nucleotide messenger RNA. RefSeq lists its product as uncharacterized. Gene Ontology annotation, biological process: antibacterial humoral response; innate immune response. Gene Ontology annotation, molecular function: peptidase inhibitor activity. The transcript is spliced from 6 exons. Lineage: Eukaryota; Metazoa; Chordata; Leptocardii; Amphioxiformes; Branchiostomatidae. The coding region runs from base 41 to 949 and encodes 302 amino acids. Gene Ontology annotation, cellular component: extracellular region. The record is from RefSeq and is a predicted model, not a curated record.
CGUUGUCAGUCAGGACUCAGGAGGCACGCGUGCGGUCAAGAUGUUGCGUUCGUGCGUGCUCGUCUUGCUGUUCGGUUUGCUGCUGGGGGUUUCAGGCCUAGGGGACCGCGACCUGGGAGAAGGCGGUUUGGGCGGUUUUCUAGAUGAAUUGUCACCCGAUGAGUUGAGCGAUAUUACGGAACGUGUCAUGGCCGCAUCUGCCGGCAUGGGAGGUGACAGGGGAGGCAUGGGAGGCGACAGGGACGGCGACAGGGGUGAUGGCAUGGGAGGUGACAUGCGAGGCGACAGGGACGGCGACGGUUGGGGUGACAUGAUGGGCGAUAUGAUGGGCGAAAUGGGAGACUACCUCGACAUGUGGAGGAGUGCCCUCGGCAUGAUGGCAGGGGCGGCGGGAAGCGGCCGGGGUGAUCGUGGCGGCAACGCGCCGGCUUGGAGAACCCAGUGUCCCCUAGGAGGUAUCUACGCGCCCUACGCCUGCGAGUCGGACCCGUGUGAAGGUGCGGUGUGCGCAGGCCAGCCGGCUGAUGAGGUCCAUUGUGUGCCCGACUACUGCGGCGCGAGGUGCGCGCCGGUCUUCUACAACAAAACUGGACGGGGCGAGCGGGUCAAGUGUGAUGGAGAAGAACAGGGCGAGUGCCCGGCGGUGCCGUACGGAUAUAUGGGCCACUGCGCUCACAACUGCAGUUCCGACGACGACUGCAAGGCGGGGCAAAAGUGCUGUUCCAACGGCUGUGGGAUGCAGUGCAUGCGGGCAAAGUUCGAGGCGGACGAAGACGUGAAAACGUGUAAGCUGGUGCUGGGCGAGCAGGACGAGGAGGGGAACCAGGAGCUGUGGCUGUUCCGGCCGGACCAGCGGGGCGGCAUGCUGUACAGCACGGACGCUCGGUGCUGGUCCAACGGCUGUGGGACGAAGUGCAUGCGGGCAAAGUUCGAGACGGACGAAGGGUAA